UCGAGAAAUUUGUUUUUUAAAAUUAAAUUUUUAAAUCAACUUGAUUACCUACUGGCAACUCUCAAAAAUACCGAAAACCACUUUUAAUCAUUUUUUAUCGGGGCCAAUGUUACUAGCAAUUUCAUUUUAUUUUAAAAAAAUAAAUAACCAAAAAAAACAAUUUUUUAUUUUUAAUUAAAAUCCAAAAAUAUUUUUUAAAAAUGUCUUCAAAAAUUCCAAUGAAUAUAAUUGCUGCUGUGGACGAAAAUUUUGGAAUUGGAAAGAAUAAUUCUUUGCCGUGGAGAUUACCCAAAGAAUAUAAACAUUUUAUUAAUUUAACAACAACAACUAAAAAUCCAAAUAAAAUAAAUGCCGUUUUGAUGGGCAGAAAAUGUUGGGAAAGUAUUCCUGAAAAAUAUCGGCCAUUAAAGAAUCGUUUAAAUAUUGUAAUGACUAAAACUUGGGUGACAAAUGAAUUUUUUGGCGAAAAUUUGAUUUUUAUAAACAAUUUAGAUUCUUUAAAUUUAAUUUUGGAAUCAAAACCUUAUGAAAAUUUAAUUGAAACAAUUUGGAAUAUUGGUGGAAAACAAAUUUAUUCUUUAGGAAUUGACCAUCAAAAUUUAAAUAAAAUUGUUUUAACUAAAAUUGACAAAAAUUUUGAUUGUGACGUUAAAUUUCCUGAAAUUAAUUGGAAUCAAUUUAUUGAAGAAGAAAAUGGGGAAAUUGUUGAAGAGAAAGGAUUGUGUUGGAAAGCAAUGAUGUUUCCUUUCAAUACUCCUUACAAUUAUUUAUUAAAUUGGGCAUUUGUUUGUUUUGCUAUUCCAUGGCUUUAUAGCUAUUUUAAUGAGCAACACAGAUUGACUACAAUGCCUGUUGAACAGGCAAUGUUGAAAGCCUGGGAGAAUUUUAUUUCCCAACCUUCAAUUAAAUUUCGUAAAGUUAUUGUUGGUAUAAAUUGUAAUGUUGACGUUAUUGUUUCUGGAGUGUCUGUCAUAAAUAAUUUAAAUAUUUCUUCACCUAAUCCCAUUGGAGAUAAAGAAAUGCUUGGAGGAUUUGAGGACCUUUAUGAAGUUUUUGUUCAUUUUUUUACACGUGGAGCCCCUGCUGAACGUUUUAUGGCCAAUGAUUUAACUUUUGACAAAAUUCAUUAUAUUGGGGGAAAUGCUGCACUUAUGGCUCAAAAAAUUGCUUCAGCUUUUCCACAUGCAACCCCUUAUUUAGUUGGACCUAUAGGCCCUCGUAGUCAAGCACUUCUCCAUCCUUCAAUUGUUCGUAAUAAUUUUACAAGAAUUGUUCAAGAUGAAAUGCACGUUAUUUUGGAGUAUAAACAGGGAGAAAUACUUGGAGAAUAUGUUGCCCCAGCAAGUUCUAGAUUUAUUAUUUCACAUGACCAAUUUAGUGGAAGCGCUAUGGUAAUUGAAAUGUUUUUUAAAGCAAUAAUGCAAUUUAGACCUGAUUUAAUUAUAUUUUCUGGUAUUCACAGUAUGGAAGCACAGAAUCAAGAAGCUCGUCUGGAAAAACUACGUCUUAUUAAACGUUCACUUCUUCAAAUAAAUCCUCUCAUUCCAAUACAUUUACAAUUGGGGAGUAUGCCUGAUGCUAAUAUUGCCGAUGAUAUUUUGAAAAGAGUUUGA
Meloidogyne enterolobii is the source of this 1613-nucleotide messenger RNA. The record is from the annotation of a GenBank genome assembly. Lineage: Eukaryota; Metazoa; Nematoda; Chromadorea; Rhabditida; Meloidogynidae.